Lolium rigidum is the source of this 1549-nucleotide messenger RNA. Its product is annotated as protein MANNAN SYNTHESIS-RELATED 1-like. The record is from RefSeq and is a predicted model, not a curated record. The transcript has 6 exons. NCBI's taxonomy places the organism in Eukaryota, Viridiplantae, Streptophyta, Magnoliopsida, Poales, Poaceae. The coding region runs from base 1 to 1263 and encodes 420 amino acids.
AUGGUGGAUCCGCGGCAGGUGGUGGCGGGGUUCCUGACCCUCUCCAUGUUCGUCAUGCUCGGCAACAUGAUCAAGCACGACCACUUCACCUCCGUCUCCGAGCUGAGCAUAGAGGCCACAGGCGUGGAAUUCAAUGCGAUGAAGAUCGCAGACAAUACUGAAAUAACCAAUGCCAACAGGGCCGGAGUGGAGCCCCUAAAUGAGGCUGUUGAGGAGGUCAAACCCUGCUGGACCAAACCAAGCCCAAAGGGUGAGCAGUCUAAUGGUUUUGUGACAUUGUCGUUGACUAUGGGUCCUGAAUAUCACAUAUCACAGAUUGCUGAUGCUGUAGUAAUUGCAAGGUAUCUGGGUGCAACGCUUGUACUCCCAGAAAUCAGAGGAGAUGAAUUAGGAAAGAGUCGGAACUUCCAAGACAUGUAUGAUGCAGAGAAAUUCAAGAGGAGCUUGGAUGGUGUUGUCAAAGUAGUAGAUAAACUUCCUAAUGAAUGGAGUUCUAAGAAGCCAGCAGUUAUUAGAGUACCAAAUCGGGUGACAGAACACUUCAUCCUGGAAACCAUUCAGCCCAUCUUCCAAACAAAUAGCUACCUACGACUUGCAAUUAUUUUCUCUUCAGUAAGCUUGAAACCAAAAGGGACGAAUAAUAAGGACUUGGAUUCAACGGCUUGCCAUGCCAUGUUCAGUGGCCUCAAACUGAAGCCGGAAUAUUCGGAAGUGGCUGAACAAAUGUUGGGCAGGCUUAAAGAACUAAGCAAGAAAUCAGAUGAGAAGGUGGUAGCAGUCGAUCUGCGAACUGACUUGCUAGAGAAGAAGGUCUGUAAAACAAGCGGGGGUGCGAGAAGGAAAGGCUGCUAUAAUCCUCAUGAGGUUUUGAAUUUCCUGAAGAAGGUUGGCUUCUCUGCUAAUACAACCAUCUACCUGACAGAGACAUGGUGGCACAAAGGCCUGAAUACUCUCAAGGAAGCUUUUCCAAACACUUAUACCAAGGAUGACAUAAUGCCGGCUGAGAAGAAAGGUGAGUUCCUGAAUUCAGGCGAUUCAGAUCUAGCAAGAGCCCUGGACCUCGAGAUUUGCUCGCAGAGCGAUGUCUUUGUCCCUGCCAUUGCUGGUAUGUUCUACGGACAUGUUGCCGGUAAGAGGAUUGGAUCAGGCCUGACCGAGAUCCUUGUUCCUGCUACGGGACUCGGCGCAUCAGCGCAGGCUUCAGACUUCAUCUCCACAUACAUCACCAAGAAGAGCCACUUUGCCUACUCGUGCUACUGCUAGUACCGCCUAGUGUUUACUGUCAUUUAAUAAGAUGAACUGAAGUGAGAUGCUCGGCCAUGUUUUGGGUACAUACAUGCAUUUGUAAGUGCUGUUGUUGUAUUACUAGUUAGGGUUUGUUGUGGGAGGCACAUGGCAUGAUGAGUGUUGUUUGUGAAAACAGCGACAAACACAGGAUCAUAGUGUGGUACAGAAUGAACACUGAGAGUGGGCAUGCGAAAAGAGUGUGCUUCAUGUACCAGGUUAUAUGCUAAAUCAUCUUAUAUCAGCUCACCAGUUAUGGCGGAAA